Molecule: messenger RNA, 1341 nt
Organism: Ambispora gerdemannii
Lineage: Eukaryota; Fungi; Glomeromycota; Glomeromycetes; Archaeosporales; Ambisporaceae
Source: the annotation of a GenBank genome assembly
AUGGCUGGAAUCGACAUUAUGCGCGAAGAGGAAAAAGUUGUCUUGGAUCCUGCCACUUUAAAUCCUUUGUCACCCGAAGUGAUUUCUAGACAAGCAACUAUAAAUAUUGGAACAAUUGGUCAUGUAGCUCAUGGUAAAUCUACUGUGGUCAAAGCCAUUUCCGGUGUACAGACCGUUCGAUUCAAAAAUGAGCUUGAACGUAACAUUACUAUUAAACUGGGCUAUGCAAAUGCAAAAAUAUAUAAAUGUGAUAAUGAAGAUUGUCCAAGGCCAGGAUGUUAUCGAUCAUAUCGUAGCGACAAAGAGGAGCAUCCACCAUGUGAACGACCCGGACAUGUUUCCUUUGUCGAUUGUCCCGGCCACGACAUUCUCAUGGCUACAAUGUUGAACGGUGCAGCGGUGAUGGACGCCGCACUUUUACUAAUUGCCGGCAACGAGUCGUGUCCACAACCGCAGACUAGUGAACACUUGGCCGCGAUCGAAAUUAUGAAGCUCAAACAUAUUAUAAUUCUUCAGAAUAAAGUAGACUUAGUCAAAGAAGCUGCGUGCGAGGAGCAUUAUCAGAGCAUUUUGUCGUUUGUGAAAGGCACAGUAGCAGAUGGUGCCCCAAUUGUUCCCAUCUCCGCACAAUUAAAAUACAAUAUUGAUGCCAUCAAUGAAUACAUCGUCAAGAAAAUCCCGAUACCCAUUCGCGAUUUCACGUCUGAUCCGCGUCUUAUUGUGAUUAGAUCUUUUGAUGUCAAUAAACCGGGUGCGGAGGUUGACGAACUGAAAGGAGGCGUGGCUGGUGGGUCUAUUUUGAGAGGAGUGCUUAAGAUUGGUGAUGAAAUUGAAGUACGUCCUGGAAUUUUGACCAAAGAUAACGAAGGACAAAUUCAUUGUCGGCCUAUUUUCUCACGGAUUGUUUCAUUGUUUGCUGAACAUAAUGAUUUGAAAUUUGCAGUUCCUGGUGGAUUAAUUGGUGUCGGCACAAGAAUUGAUCCUACACUUUGUCGUGCUGAUCGAUUAGUUGGCCAAGUACUCGGCGCUGUUGGAAAACUCCCGAAAAUCUACACUGAAUUAGAAAUCAAUUACUUUUUAUUACGAAGAUUGCUUGGUGUAUCAAAACUUGCAAGGAAUGAAGUGCUCAUGGUAAACAUCGGAUCCACAUCAACAGGGGGUCGCGUAAUGUCCGUAAAAGCCGAUUUAGCUAAAAUUGCAUUGACUAGUCCAGCAUGUACGGAAAUUGAUGAAAAAAUUGCAUUAUCACGGCGAAUUGAUAAGCAUUGGCGGUUGAUCGGGUGGGGAAAAAUAAAAAGGGGUAUUGACAUUCAGCCGGAUCUGCCAACACAACAGUGUUAG